Tribolium castaneum (red flour beetle) is the source of this 2341-nucleotide messenger RNA. Its product is annotated as xaa-Pro aminopeptidase ApepP. The record is from RefSeq and is a predicted model, not a curated record. The coding region runs from base 146 to 2233 and encodes 695 amino acids. The transcript is spliced from 9 exons. Lineage: Eukaryota; Metazoa; Arthropoda; Insecta; Coleoptera; Tenebrionidae. Gene Ontology annotation, molecular function: metalloaminopeptidase activity.
ACAAUGCGCAUGCGCGCGAAUUCCAUCAUUCUUAAAUAUUAGGCGCGUAUUUAUAACAGUGGAACGUAACAAGUCGCGAUCGCGAAUAUUACUAUGCACGGCCUACUCGGAAAAAAUUGACUCAAGUGGUUAGUUUUGUAGAAUCAUGGGUGGCGUGGUGAUUGGUGUUUUUGUUGUUUUUAUGGCCUUUAUCACUGCCUCCUCCCCCACCUCCGACCUGCGCGAGCGAAUCAGAAGCGGCGACUUCCGAAAGGCGUGUUCAACAACUGUCAACUUAGUCCAGCCCCCAAACCGGGUCAACACCACCCUAAAACUUGCAAAUUUGCGAAAUUUGAUGCGAAACACCAGCUUUACACGCGACCAACGCCUACUAGACGCCUAUAUUGUGCCAUCACAGGACGAACAUCAAAACGAAUUUGUGGAAGACCACGACAAACGCCUCCAGUUCAUUUCGGGUUUUUCGGGUAGUUAUGGUUACGCGGUUAUAACCGAAACGAAGGCGGUGCUAUGGACCGAUGGGCGGUACCAUUUACAAGCCGAUAACGAGACUGAUUGUAAUUGGAAGUUGAUGCGUCAACACAUUUACUACGUUCCGAAUAUCAGCCAAUGGUUACGCGAGACGCGCCCACAGGGCGGGGUCAUGGGGGCCGACCCGCAACUUUUCAGCCAAUCGAAAUGGGAGGAGCUUUCCGUUGCGCUUAGAAAUGUCAAGUGGGAGUUGAUUGAAAUACAGACUGAUUUGAUUGACGUGAUUUGGACCAAUCGGCCGGCACGACGCAAUAAAAACGCCUUUGUUUUGGAGGAGAAAUAUUCAGGUCGGAAAUGGACCAAGAAAAUUCACAACGUGCGUAAAACCGUCCAGAAACUACAAGCCGACGCUUUGGUUGUGACGUCACUGGAUGAAAUUGGUUGGUUGUUGAACAUAAGGGGGCGUGACAUUCCGUCCAGCCCACUUGUGCGUAGUUAUUUGUUAUUGGAUAUGGAGAGGGCGUGGCUUUAUGUCAAUCGGAGCCAAUUGGAGGCCAAUCACGUCGCUCGGUACUUGACGAAUUCGGCGAAAGAAGCCAAUCAACUGAUCGAAUUCUUUGAUUACGAGGAGAUUUGUACGGGAUUGGCUUCACGUGCGCAACUUUAUACCCGAAUUCUCCUCCCACCUGAGUCAACAAGUAGGCGGAUCGCUCAGUGUGUCCCGCCCCGGAAACGCCUCUUUGUCCAAUCGCCAAUCAUUUUGUUCAAAGCGCGCAAGAACCCAAUCGAAAUCAAAGGAAUGCACCACGCCCAUGUGCGAGACGCCGCCUCCAUGUGCGAGUUUUUCGCCUACUUGGACAAAAUGGUUAGGGAAGGUUUGACGUUUACAGAGUUGGAUAUUGUCAAAGUGAUCGAUGAGUUCCGGUUUGAACAAUUGAACAGUCUUGGGAAUAGUUUCCCAACCAUAGCCGCCUACGGGGCCAAUGGUGCCAUGCCCCAUUAUGUCCCAUUGGUUAGUACCAACGUCAUGGUGGGGAACGACAGUACCUUGGUACUUGACUCGGGUGGGCAGUACCUUGAUGGUACCACCGAUGUCACCCGUACCAUACACUUUGGCACGCCCACUAAAGAGCAAAAAGAGGCGUACACGAGGGUUCUGAUUGGCCAGAUUCAACUGUCAAUGUUGACUUUUCCCGCCUUUUUGAAAACGUCAGCCAUUGACGUGAUGGCGAGGGCGCCACUGUGGGAAAUAGGGCUGGACUAUGACCAUGGGACGGGACAUGGGGUUGGUUCAUUCCUCAAUGUCCAUGAAGCACCAAUUUCGCUUUAUUUCAAUAACCCGUCGUCAAUAUUCCCCGAAAAUGACAUUCUCAAACCUGGGUACUUUCUCUCCAAUGAACCUGGGUAUUACAAAGAAAAUGAUUUUGGCAUUCGAUUGGAAAACGUGAUGGAAGUGAUUGAGAAGAAAUGGUUACGGACCAUACAUGGUACCAACUAUCUCGGGUUCAGAACUGUCACUUUGGUACCAUACGAACCCAAACUUAUCGAUUUGAGUCUACUUUCAAAGCAUCAGAUCCAAUGGUUGAACCAAUACAAUGACAGGAUACGUAUACACGUGGGGGCGGAGCUUAAAAGACAGAAUUUUACCAAAGGGCUUUUCUGGAUGAUGGACCAAACGAGGCAUUUUCCAGAAAAUGGCGGCAAGAACCAUGGAAUUGACCUAACCAUGGUGGCACUAGCCGCCAUUUUAAUAUAUUGUCUGUGACAAUAAUAAAAUGGACGCCCGUUUUCGCACAUAAUUUUUUGUAUUUUAAAUGUUUUAUUAAUUUAUAAAAUCACGUUUACUAAGCACAAUAAAAGUCAGUUAUUUGUA